CGCCUAUAUAAGCGAUCCCCUCCGCUAGGGUUUCUCCUCGGUAGCAGACGGUUCGCUUCAGGUAAGGAAAGGGUUGGUCCUCAUGGCGCCGCCGCAGCCGAAGUCCGGCCUCUUCGUGGGCAUCAACAAGGGCCAUGUCGUCACCAAGCGCGAGCUGCCGCCGCGCCCGUCCCACCGCAAGGGGAAAGCAACAAAGAGGGUGACCAUGGUCAGGGGCCUGAUCAGAGAGGUUGCUGGGUUUGCUCCUUAUGAGAAGCGUAUCACUGAGCUUCUGAAGGUUGGUAAGGACAAGCGUGCUCUGAAGGUUGCCAAGAGAAAGCUCGGAACCCACAAGAGGGCAAAGAAGAAGAGAGAGGAGAUGGCGAAUGUCCUCAGGAAGAUGAGGUCGGCUGGUACUCACACUGAUAAGAAGAAAUAGAUCAUCUCAAGUUUGUGAAGCUGGCGGCGACAUUCUCCUGUGUCUGUUUUUCAUAUCUGUAGAACCUAAUAGACUUGUCAAAGUGCUUGUCAGCUAAGCAUUGUGUUGUUAGUUAUGUGCCGAACCACCCCAUGAGUUUUUGAUCCAACUUUGAAUGCAUCUAUCUAUGGUUUGUCUAUCCCUA
This is a messenger RNA of Setaria italica (foxtail millet), 602 nucleotides long. RefSeq names its product 60S ribosomal protein L36-3. The record is from RefSeq and is a predicted model, not a curated record. NCBI's taxonomy places the organism in Eukaryota, Viridiplantae, Streptophyta, Magnoliopsida, Poales, Poaceae. Bases 83 to 418 code for a protein of 111 amino acids. Gene Ontology annotation, cellular component: ribosome; cytosolic large ribosomal subunit. Gene Ontology annotation, molecular function: structural constituent of ribosome. The transcript has 4 exons. Gene Ontology annotation, biological process: cytoplasmic translation.